Molecule: messenger RNA, 2517 nt
Organism: Pongo pygmaeus (Bornean orangutan)
Lineage: Eukaryota; Metazoa; Chordata; Mammalia; Primates; Hominidae
Gene: CTH
Product: cystathionine gamma-lyase
Exons: 12
Coding region: 316-1533 (405 amino acids)
Biological process (GO): transsulfuration
Cellular component (GO): cytoplasm
Molecular function (GO): pyridoxal phosphate binding; cystathionine gamma-lyase activity
Source: RefSeq, a predicted model, not a curated record
ACUCCACUUUGUGCACUUGGAGGGGCGGUCGCGGUGACGUUUCAGGCAACGCCUCUGCUGUCAGCCAAUAAGGAGUGGGAGACGCGUCGGGCCUUCGCUCAAUGGGCCGCGCUGGUCCCGCCCCCCUGUGAUCGUCUCGCUGAUAAAAUCCACCCCACAAUCGCCGUGUCCCGCUUUAGUUCGCUCGCAGUCGUCUCUGGCUGCGUGCUUUAGCUCCUUCUUACCUGAUCCUUCUGUCUCUCCCAACCCCGGACACCCGGCUUCCUGGUUAUAUCUUCGGUGUUCUUUUCCUCUCUCCUUCUUUCGCAGUUCAGCAUGCAGGAAAAAGAGGCCUCCUCACAAGGUUUUCUGCCUCACUUCCAACAUUUCGCCACGCAGGCCAUCCAUGUGGGCCAGGAACCAGAGCAAUGGACCUCCAGGGCUGUAGUGCCCCCCAUCUCACCGUCCGUCACGUUCAAGCAAGGGGCGCCUGGCCAGCACUCGGGUUUUGUAUAUAGCCGUUCUGGAAAUCCCACUAGGAAUUGCCUUGAAAAAGCAGUGGCAGCACUGGAUGGGGCUAAGUACUGUUUGGCCUUUGCUUCAGGUUUAGCAGCCACUGUAACUAUUACCCAUCUUUUAAAAGCAGGAGACCAAAUUAUUUGUAUGGAUGAUGUGUAUGCAGGUACAAACAGGUACUUCAGGCAAGUGGCAUCUGAAUUUGGAUUAAAGAUUUCUUUUGUUGAUUGUUCCAAAAUCAAAUUACUAGAGGCAGCAAUUACACCAGAAACCAAGCUUGUUUGGAUCGAAACCCCCACAAACCCCACCCAGAAGAUGACUGACAUUGAAGCCUGUGCACAUAUUGUCCAUAAGCAUGGAGACAUUAUUUUGGUCGUGGAUAACACUUUCAUGUCGCCAUAUUUCCAGCGCCCUUUGGCUCUGGGAGCUGAUAUUUGUAUGUGUUCUGCAACAAAAUACAUGAAUGGCCACAGUGACGUUGUAAUGGGCCUGGUGUCUGUUAAUUGUGAAAGCCUUUAUAAUAGACUUCGUUUCUUGCAAAAUUCUCUUGGAGCAGUUCCAUCUCCUAUUGAUUGUUACCUCUGCAAUCGAGGUCUGAAGACUCUACAAGUCCGAAUGGAAAAGCAUUUCAAAAAUGGAAUGGCAGUAGCUCAGUUCCUGGAAUCUAAUCCUUGGGUAGAAAAGGUUAUUUAUCCUGGGCUGCCCUCUCAUCCACAGCAUGAGUUGGUGAAGCGUCAGUGUACAGGUUGUACAGGGAUGGUCACCUUUUAUAUUAAGGGCACUCUUCAGCAUGCUGAGAUUUUCCUCAAGAACCUAAAGCUAUUUACUCUGGCCGAGAGCUUGGGAGGAUUCGAAAGCCUUGUUGAGCUUCCGGCAGUCAUGACUCAUGCAUCAGUUCUUAAGAAAGACAGAGAUGUCCUUGGAAUUAGUGACACACUGAUUCGACUCUCUGUGGGCUUAGAGGAUGAGGAAGACCUACUGGAAGAUCUAGAUCAAGCUUUGAAGGCAGCACACCCUCCAAGUGGAAGUCACAGCUAGUAUUCCAGAGCUGCUAUUAGAAGCUGCUUCCUGUGAAGAUCAAACCUUCCUGAGUAAUUAAAUGGAUCAACAAUGAGCCUUUGCAAAAUUUUCAAGUGGAAAUUUUAAGGCACCUCAUUAUCUUUCAUAACUGUAAUCUUCUUAGGGAUCAUCUCUGUUAAAAAGUUUUCUGUAUGUCAUGUUAUAAUUACAGGUCAAUUCUGUUAAUAUCUUUUUGUUAAUUUUGCUCUAUGUUUGCCUCUGAAGGAGGUGAGUUUUGUGCUACUUUGGGAGAUUAUGUUCUUUUUUCAUGUCUAAGAUUUAUUUUGAUCAUGUUUAUAAUAUAAUGGUAAUUCAUUUUUGAUGUUUUGUGAAGAAUUUAAAUUUAAAUGAAUGUUCUUAAAUCGUAUGAUUUUUUUGCAUAUCAUUGAAAAGAACAUUAAAAGCAAUGGUUUACACUUAGUUACCAUAAGCCGAAAAUCAAAUACUUGAAAAGUUUACUGUGAAAUUCUACUGAUUUAAGACUAUACUUAAUAUUUUUAAAGAAAUAAAUCAGCUGGGCGCGGUGGCUCACGCCUGUAAUCCUAGCACUUUGGGAGGAUAAGGCGGGCGGAUCACGAGGUCAGGAGAUUGAGACCAUCCUGGCUAGCACGGUGAAACCCCAUCUCUACUAAAAAUGCAAAAAAAAGCCGGCUGUGGUGGCGGGCGCCUGUACUCCCAGCUACUUGGGAGGCUGAGGCAGGAGAAUGGCGUGAAACCGGGAGGCAGAGCUUGCAGUGAGCCGAGAUCGUGCCACCGCACUCCAGCCUGGGCGACAGAGCGAGACUCUGUCUCAAAAAAAAAAAAAAAAAUCUAAUUAUCAAAUGCAUCCCAUUGUGAUAUUCCUACAUUAUAUGAUAUUAACCUAUAUUCCUGGGUCCUUUUAAUUCCCAACUACUGCUCUUAGAGGUCUUAGCCAUUUAUGUUAAUUUUUAUAAGUUCAAUUAAAUAACUAUUAUUCCCAAA